AUGUGCCGAAGGAACUACUCGAAUGUGCUUUCCGAUACGUCAAAUGAGGUUACAUCUCUAGAUGCGGAAUCAGCUGAUUUUCGUUUUCUCUUCAACUUGAUUGAUGGGCGAAGAAUCAGAUAUGCGAGUGAGAACAACACCGUCGUUCUCGAAGGUGCGAUGUUUGGUUCCGACCGCUUUACCUUAGGAAUGACAGAACCCGCUUUACAGAGUGCCGAAUUGAUGGCAGAGGAUAUCAUCAAUCACGCCAAUACCCACUAUCCAAUCCCUGGCCAUUCUUUCUCUCAGCUCCUCCAUUAUGAGGUUAGAGGCCAAAACAGAGAUGCCAUUGCCAGCGAACUCUACAGGGAGCUAUUGGUUGAGAAUGAUUUGGCGCGCCAGCUGGUCCAAUUUGACGUGUUGGAGAGCGAAGACGUCGUUGGACAUAUUGUUUUCCGAAGACCGGUCCGAGAACAUCUUGAGGUAGUUGAGGUAUACCCUCAUACACCGGAAGUAAUUCCUCACCUGCCUUCCAUGAAAAUGCUGCAGCUGCUGGUGGGGGAAACCAUUAUAGAGCCAGUUGCGAGAUAUGGCAUGAAUGGCAUCCGCGCCGACGAGCUUUUUAUCCGUGACGACUAUUUCCCCAGACGACAUGAUGCAGUACGAGCUUUCAUUCGACUUAUCAACCACCGUAUAGAGUUUAGACAUCUCAAUUACAUCAGUGCCCUUCGAAAUGUUAUAACUGGUAAUCCGUUCUCGGGUACAAUUCUCUUCAUCAUCGGAACGACAGAUUCGCCACCCCCAUACUGGUACCCACCCGAGGAUGAUAACCUUGGUGGUGGUUCAACCCCCGAGCACUCUUCCAUAUCAUCAACAAGUGAGGGUGAAUGGGAUAAUGGCCCAACAGGUAUACUCCCGCCCGUAACAUCUCGACGUCGCUCUCAACGUCCCUCCCGACGUCCACCAGCUGCACCAGCAAGAUCCCUAAGCCUUUCCACUGCAGGUGCCACGAACGAAUCUUCUCGACCGAUGAUUCGUCAAUCACUCAUCCAUCGAUUGAGACGGAGGUUGCGAGCUAAUAGGAGGGCACGUAGUAGUCGUCGGCUUGAGGGAGCAUCACAGAAUGAUACGGAGGCACCUCAAAAUGUGACUCGAAGGAGUUUUGGUUACCGGUAUAACUCGAGGAGGUUUAGUCGAUUUGGUUCGCGCCAGUAAGAGAAAACGGCAGGUUAAAAGACCAGGUAAGUCAUUCGCUUUUCAUUUUCGUCCCCUUUAGAUUCCUUUUCCUACACAAUAUAAAGCCCAUAUCCCAAACCCACUGAUAAAAAUUAA
Messenger RNA from Hymenoscyphus albidus, 1311 nucleotides. The record is from the annotation of a GenBank genome assembly. NCBI's taxonomy places the organism in Eukaryota, Fungi, Ascomycota, Leotiomycetes, Helotiales, Helotiaceae.